Molecule: messenger RNA, 1747 nt
Organism: Beta vulgaris subsp. vulgaris (sugar beet)
Lineage: Eukaryota; Viridiplantae; Streptophyta; Magnoliopsida; Caryophyllales; Amaranthaceae
Exons: 4
Coding region: 134-1465 (443 amino acids)
Source: RefSeq, a predicted model, not a curated record
AAUCGCAUCUACACUACUGUCCUUAGUUGCUGAUUCAUUGAUGUAGGAUAAAUUAGUAAACCCAGGUGUUUUUGAGUUGGACACUCAUCACACUCUCACAAACUGACACUACUAGCAGUAACAAUCCAAGGAAAUGGAGAGAGAAGGAGUGCAAGAAAGGAUGCAUUCAUCUCGACGAACACCAAUUUCCGGCGAUGAUAACGAAAACGAUGAAUCUGACGACGAAUCAAAGACGAAGAAAAACAUCGCAAUCUCAGCUCGUUUUAUCAAUUUUAUUAGUCGUCAAUCUCACGCUCUUCUUUGGCCUUGUCUUGCACUCACCUUCAUUGUCGUUUUAUUCACUUCUUCUGUCGUUUUCUACACUCGUUCUCUUGUUUGUGUUUCUUCUUCAUCAGCUACUUACUUCCAAUCACAUUCUCGCUUCGCUUUUUUUGGGUUUGAUGGACUUGAAUCUGAUUUUGGAUCUCUUGGUGUUCCUUGGUGCAGAUCGAAACAUGGGAAAACAGUGGAAUGGACAUCCAAAGAUCUAAUCAGUGGGUUGGAAGAGUUUGUACCUAUAUAUGAAACUCGGCCAAUCAGAAACAACAUGUUUGGCAUGGGAUUUGAUCAUAGCUUUGGGCUAUGGUUUAUUGCACGGUGGCUGAAGCCAGAUCUCAUGAUAGAGAGUGGUGCUUUCAAAGGGCAUUCCACCUGGGUACUGCGACAAGCUAUGCCAGACACGAGGAUAAUAUCAGUUACUCCCCGUCAUCCUGAGAAGUAUCUAAAGAAGGGUCCAGCUUAUGUUGAUCCAAAUUGCACUUACUUCGCAGGAAAAGACUUUGUAGAUUUUGGAAAUGUUGAUUGGAGAAGUGUGAUGAAGAAACAUGGGGUUACUGAUCUAAGUCGAGUUCUUGUCUUCUUUGAUGACCAUCAGAGUGAAUUAAAAAGAUUGAAGCAGGCGCUGAAAGCUGGUUUUCGACAUAUUGUCUUUGAAGAUAAUUACGACACAGGGACUGGAGAUCAUUACUCCUUGAGACAAAUUUGUGAUCAAACGUAUAUAAGAGGUGGCGGCCACAGUUGCUUUAAAGACAGCGAUGAAGCUAGAACAAGAGCAAGACGAAAACCAUUUUGGGAGAAAGCAAUGGAUAUUGAUGAACUAUGUGGGCCGAGUGAAUCAUGGUGGGGUGUAAGAGGGUAUAUGCGUGAUGACUUCAAUCAUAGCAACAAGUUAAUCUCUUACUCAGAGCACUUCCAAAAUAGCAGAUUUGUGGAAUCAAUUUUAGAUAUCUAUUGGGAGGUUCCACCAGCAGCUGGUCCAUCUCUAACUCACCAAACAAGAUAUGAUCCCGCUCGCUCUGUUCCUCCUAUUGUUGAAGAUGGUCGCUAUGGCCUGUUCCAAAGGCUUGGUCUCGGCAGACUUGAAACUGCUGUAUUUAAUGGGUACACUCAAAUGGUAUAUGUUCAGAUUUCUGAACCCGAAUCUUAAGGUUUGUCGAAAAUAGUUAGUGAUGAUAUAUUAUGAUUUUCGCUUCAUGAGACCUUUGAGUUGUUUUUCAAAAUUAUGCAUACUUGCAGCUGCAGGCGUGCAGCUCAGUUUGGUCAUUUCUACAGCAAUGAUAUACUCUUCUUUCUUCUUUCACCUUUCACUGUUCUAGUUUUGUAAUCAUAGUUUUAAAUAUCACUCUAACCUACAAAAUUAUUGAGUUAGUCUGUAAUUGAUUUCUUUGGCUCAGAGAUGUUAUAUACAAGUAGUUUUUCCUUUUGCUUU